Messenger RNA from Archocentrus centrarchus (flier cichlid), 987 nucleotides. RefSeq names its product tumor necrosis factor receptor superfamily member 14-like. The coding region runs from base 64 to 921 and encodes 285 amino acids. The transcript is spliced from 8 exons. Lineage: Eukaryota; Metazoa; Chordata; Actinopteri; Cichliformes; Cichlidae. Gene Ontology annotation, biological process: positive regulation of T cell migration; signal transduction; defense response to Gram-negative bacterium. The record is from RefSeq and is a predicted model, not a curated record. Gene Ontology annotation, cellular component: external side of plasma membrane; membrane. Gene Ontology annotation, molecular function: protein binding; transmembrane signaling receptor activity.
UCCUCCCAAAUCUCAGUGACGUGGUUUCUUAGGACCGAGGAACCUUUGAGCCUGGCAGAUGAAAUGACUCUGAGCUCUGCAGCAUUUCUGAUCAUCCUGAUCAAAGUCCACAGCACUCUCAGCCUCACAUGUCAUCCAGCAGAGUAUCUGAUAGGCAGUGAGUGCUGUCCCAGGUGUCCUGCAGGGAGUCGAGUGAAAACUCACUGUAAUGAGUACAGAAGUACUUCCUGUCUGCCCUGCAUGGAUGGAACCUACACUGAUAAACCCAACGGACUGGAACAGUGCACUUCCUGUACGAGCUGUGACUCAGGUUCUGGUCUGAAGGUAAAGAGGUCAUGUACAGUAGUAUCAGACACAGUCUGUGAACCCCUGCAGGGAUUCUACUGUAUCAGCCCUGAAAGAGACGGCUGUGAGACAGCACAGAGACACAGCAGCUGUGGACCAGGACAGUACAUCAGCAAACCUGGAACAGCCUCCACAGACACCGAGUGCUCCGACUGCAGAGCUGGAACCUUUUCAGAUGGAACAUCUCCAUCCUGUCAGCCACACACACAAUGUGAAGAUCUAAACCUUCAGGAGAUAACAGCAGGAACAUCUGCAGCUGAUGCUCAGUGUGGACCACGCAGUGAUGGAGUGGGAUUAGCUGUUGUUAUCCCUGUGGGUUUGAUUUCCAUCACUGCUGCUGUAUUAUUAUUAAUAUGGAGCUUCAGAAAGAAGAGGAAGUCUUCAUCCAGAAACACACACAGAGGAAGCCGUGGUGAACACUCAGCACCAGAGUAUCACACAGAUGAGUGGGAGCUGGAUGAGUCUGCUGAUGGGAAAGAACGGGAUGAGAGAUUGAGGGAGAUCGAAUGUGAAACCUUUGUGAAGAAUGAAGGAACAUCAUGCAAAAGAAGAGGAACAACAGCUUCCACAAAAUAACAUCUGGACAGAUUUCAGAUCUGAAGGUGACUUUGAUGUAAAACAAGAUAAUGAGCUGUAAACUGA